Candida albicans SC5314 is the source of this 2019-nucleotide messenger RNA. RefSeq names its product sorting nexin 1. Gene Ontology annotation, biological process: retrograde transport, endosome to Golgi; protein retention in Golgi apparatus. The record is from RefSeq and is a predicted model, not a curated record. Bases 1 to 2019 code for a protein of 672 amino acids. Gene Ontology annotation, molecular function: phosphatidylinositol binding. Lineage: Eukaryota; Fungi; Ascomycota; Pichiomycetes; Serinales; Debaryomycetaceae. Gene Ontology annotation, cellular component: endosome. The transcript has a single exon.
AUGGAUAAUGAUGAAUUGACAGCAUCUGUUUGGGAUGAUGCAGUGUCUCCUAGCAACAAUGACGACUUUGGCUCAAAUGGACUUGGCAAUUCUAGAUUACACAAUUCAGUAGUUGCUCCGUUAUCGAAUCAAUUCAGCUCACUAGCUAUGGAUGACCCCUUUGCCAAUCCAUUAGGAUUUGGUAAUGACGAUCAAAAAGGUUUUCAAAAAUAUGCCCAAGAUGAAGAUGAAGAUGAAGAAGACGAAGAUGAUAAUGAUUACAACAAACAAUCGUCGUACUACAAUGCAGUCGAUGAACAAACCCAUGAAUUGAAAAAAGAGGAAAGAAAAGAACAUUCAAAUGAAAUAUUAUCUAAAUUAACUCAUGGUGCCGAAGAUAGUGAUAUAUUAGAAUCUUCAAAUGUUAAAUCGCCUGGGAAGAUAUCUUCAUCUGGGGCGUUGUUUCAUGAUAAAGGAUCUCCAUUAAAAGUUAUUUCUGCAGAUGCAGAGACAACCAAAUCACCAACUCGUUUGACCAAAAUCAAAACUACCAAGUUCAAGGCAACCAGACCAAGAAAAUUCAGUUCUAAAAUAAAUGUGCAACAUAUGAAUGAAAGCAGUACAAAUCCAUUGGGUCCACUAAGUGUAGAUGAUAAUAAAGAAAAUGAAAAUUCAGAAUCGAACCCACAAGCAGAUUUCAAUGGGGAAUCAAUAGCCAAGGAAGCCGAAGCGCCUCUUUAUGAUAUAAAUAAUGGACCUGACUCACCACAAAAACCACUGCUGAUCAAAAGCAAAAGACCACAAGCAAAUGAAUCGGAUCCACAAUCCAAUAAAUUAGAAAUAACUGUAGGGGACCCUACUAAAGUUGGUGAUUUAACUACAGCUCAUGUUGUAUACACAAUUAAAACGGUGAACAAGAAUUUAGAUUCAAAGUUUUUCCCAGCAGUCGAACUGGUGCAAGUUUCUAGAAGAUAUAGAGAUUUUCGAUGGAUAUAUCACCAAUUACAGAAUAAUCAUCCCGGGAGAAUAAUUCCACCUCCACCUUCCAAACAAACUUUUAUUGGAAGAUUCAAUGAAAAUUUUAUUGAAAAUCGAAGGUUAUCAUUAGAAAAAAUGUUGAGUAAAAUCAAUCAUCACCCUUUGUUGUGCAACGACCCAGAUUUUGUUAUGUUUUUAACAAGUCAAGAUUUUGUCAAUGAAUCUAAGGAAAGAGAAAGAUUAUCAGGAUCGGGAGCAUCACUACAAAACAGUGAAUAUUUGGAUGGCAAUAAAGAUGUGGCAAUGUCCUCUAAUGUUGCAGCUGCAGCAGCUACUGCUGCUGCCACUUCAGGUGGAUUUAUGAGUUCUUUGUUUUCAAUGUCAACUAAAGUAACAGAGCCAGAUCAAUAUUUUAUUACCAAGAAACAAUAUAUUGACGAUUUGGAGUAUAAUUUAAAACAAUUUUACAAAACAAUUGAACUAAUAGGUCAACAACGUUUGGAUAUGAUUGGGAUAUUGGAUGAGAUUGCAUUGACCAUGAGUGAAUUGGCUGGAUUGGAGAUUUCCAAAGUUACGAGUGAUUUGUUAUCAGCAUUCAGUGAAGUGGAAUUAAAAAUUAAAGAUAAUCUUGAUAGAAUCAAUUUACAAGAUCAAUUGACAUUGGGGUUCACUAUUGAAGAAUACCUUCGAAUCAUUGGUUCAAUUAAUUUUGUGUUUGAUACGAGAUUAAAUGUUUAUCAACAGUACCAUAAUUCUAAUCAAGAAUUGAGUAAAAAGCAAGCUCAAUUGGAUAAAUAUACACGAAAACAACAACAACCUGAUAAGAUCAAUCAAUUGAAUUUUGAAGUUGAUAAAUUGAAACAAAGAACAGAAUCGUUUGAGAAAAGUUUUAAAGAGAUAAGUGAGACGAUUAAACAGGAAUUGGAGAAUUUUGAAUAUGAAAGAAUUGAUGAUUUCAGAAAUAGUGUAGAAAUCUUUAUUGAAAGUGCUAUUGAAUCACAAAAGGAAGCAAUCGAAUUGUAUGAAACAUUUUAUGAAAGACAAAAUUUAGGAGACGUCUAG